This is a messenger RNA of Salvia hispanica, 3355 nucleotides long. RefSeq lists its product as uncharacterized. Gene Ontology annotation, cellular component: nucleus. The record is from RefSeq and is a predicted model, not a curated record. Lineage: Eukaryota; Viridiplantae; Streptophyta; Magnoliopsida; Lamiales; Lamiaceae.
UCAUACCGGACGAACCACGCCCUACACAAUCCAGACCUGCCGCUUCGAGUUUUCCGACGAGCCAUCGCAGCCUAGCUCUUCGCCUCCACCCGGUCUCUCUCAGAAAUCAGGCUUAAGAAGGUCGACCAUGGUGAAAACGAAAUCCCAAUCGAAGAAGUCCAAAAGAGGCGGCGUGGAUUUCAAAAAAUUUAAGCGGAAAAUCGGCCGCAAACUGCCUCCUCCGAAGAACUCUACCAACACCGAAAUAAAAUCUAAAGCGAUAGUACUUCCAGAGCAAAGUAUAGCUUCUGAAAGGGCUGGUUUAGCAACCAGCAAAAGGGGGUUGACGUUGAAGGAGCUUCUUCAGCAGACAAGUCAUCAUAAUGCAAAAUCCCGUAAAGAUGCAUUGCAUGGUAUCAAAGAUAUACUCCUGAACAACCCUGAUGAGCUGAAGUUACAUAAACUUUCUGUUGUUGAAAAACUUCGUGAACGAAUUGGUGAUGAUGAUGAGUUUGUCCGUGAAACGCUUUAUCAACUUUUUAAGUCAGUGAUUUUCCCUGGUGGUACAAAGGACAACCAAGGGCCAGUUGUUUCUUUGAUGAUGGCAUAUGUUUUUAAUGCUAUGGCCCAUUUAGUACUUGAUGUUCGUUUGAUGGCUUUCAAAUUUUCCGACCUUGUUGUCCAGUUCUACCCCUCUUCUUUCCCCUUUUAUGCUGAAAAAGUUCUCCAAAACUAUGAAAAUUUCCUACGGAAGAACCAGUUUUUAGAGGAUAAGAGCAAAUUAAAGAGCAUUCUAUCUGGACUGGUUCGUUGCUUAUCACUAUUGCCAUGCGAAGACAGAGAACACGCGGCAGCUAAAAAUGAUAUUGCAGCUCCUGUAAUUCUUCAUGCUUUUGAGCCUGAGAUUGCAAUAGAACCUAUUGGCCUUGUGGAUUUUACCAGGCAAUUAAAGGAUAUUUUGCCUAUUUUAGUUGCUUGUUUCCAUGAUUUCAUACCAUUGAUGCAUAGCACCUCCCAACUAGAUCUGCAAUCAUGUGAGUGUAUGCAGUUUUUACUUCAGAGUAUAGAAAUCAUAGUCAAACUUUUUGUUGGUGGGAUUUCUGAAAGUGAAUCGGAUACAAAGAUUAUUCCAUUGUGCGGGAAGCCUGGUUUGACUGCAUGCAAUAAGUUACUACCACCGAUGAUAUUAAAGAAGUUAUGGGAUGCCUAUCCUCUCAACCUAGUUCAUCUUACGAGAAAGGAUUAUCGACGAAUAUCAAUGCUGAAUACAACAAUUACCCAAAUAUUUUUGCAGUUGAAAAACUGGGACCAGUCUCCUUCGGUUUUGUUGGAUAAGUUUUUGGAAUUCAUUGAAAGCUCAAUGGCUACAAAGAUGCAAUCAGGUAAGAUUGUCCAUGAGAAAGACUUGGUUCCACUUAUACCAUACAUACCAAAAUUAGUAAUGCAAAUCUCUGGUAGCUGGAGGCCUCGUAUCCUUCAGGCUUUUACUGAGGUUUUCAAGAACUCCAGUCCAGAGUCUCCCAUGAAAUUAGCUUGCAUUAUUGCAAUUGAAGAAAUGCUUGCUCUUGGAAGGAGCUCAAUUUACCUUGAUGAGAGUGAUCCUUCUUUGUUAUCCUAUCAGAUCAGUUGGAUACAGGAUCUUCCUUCACUGCUGAUUUUGUUAGAUGACAAAAGUCCUGCAUGUUCAAAGGCUGUGUUACGACUUCUUUUGUACAUAGGGCAAUGUGCUCCACUUGACUCUCCAUUCUCACGAGAGUUUGAUACUUUGCAGUUUAGAUUUAAAGAUUUCUUUUGCAAACUAGUUGAAAAUGACAAAUGCUUUGGUCCCUUCAUAAGGCAUGCAGGAGAUAUUAAGGAGCUUGCCAUUUGUUGCCUUUAUUACUUCUCUUACAUGGACUCUCUGCUUCUGCAGUCACUUGUUUCAUGUUGCUUAUGCAAUGUUCUUGAGCCGUUAUUCAUUUCCCGUAUCUUUGAAGUUCUGCAAUCUUCCUUUAGAGCUGGGCAUAUCCUGGUAGCAGACUAUAUAAGUAUCCAUGUCACUUUACUCUCACGGUUUCAAGUUUAUCCAGAUCCAGUCACUGAGAGUGAUGGGAAAUCACACUGGAAGACAUUUAAGAAUGUUACUAGAGUUGUCUGUUCAUCUUUGUCACAGAUUGGUGAUGAUAAUCUUGUCUUGCAGAUGCUGGAGAAGAUAAUUGUCGAUCAAAUUUGUUCGGAUAUACCUUUGGACAAUAAGUGCGCCUUUGUCAGAUUGCUUCUCACACUUGACUCAAAGCCGUCAAGACUUUCGGAUCUGAGUGUUGUGAGCAUGAGCCAUGUUCUUCCACAAUACAUGACCUCUGUGUUAUCUAAUGUUCGGUACAAUGAUGAAGAUUCAAUGUCUGUGAUCAGUGUAAAAAGAAGACAAUAUUACUUACUACCUUGCUUUUAUCUAAUUUAUGGGAGCAAAAGGUUAUUAAGUCUUGUGUUAAAUGUGAUGGGAUCUUGGGUAUCUGAGGCUAGUUCCUCAGUUGAUCGUUCGAAUACAAUAUGUAGCAUUGCCUCAGUACUCCUUCUAAUGUAUGAAGACGUCAAGGUCCGUCAGAUUCUUCCAUCGUGCAAGAUUGAGAUGGCAAGUGUGUUACAGAAUAUGCUCAACGUACUGACUUGUGGUGAAGGGCCAAACAUGACUUUGGAGGAAAGGUAUAACAUUGAGAGGGCAUACAAUCAGUUGAGAGCAAUCACCAACACUGAGUAGCAGUAUAGCUAUCACUCCGGAGAAGGGAGAAAGUACCAUCUUUCCUAUCUUUCGACUAAAUUCUCCAAGCCACGUUCCUCCAAUUGUUGUUUAUUUACAGUAGAAUGAAUCUCGUGAAGGAGGGAGCUGGUUUCUGCUGUGAAUGUCUCUCGGUGAACUUUUUCUUGUAGUUCUCUCCCAGAAUUCUUGAUCAACAAGGGGAAGUCAUGCCCGAUAAAAGCCCUCAGCCUGCAGGCCGCCCAACUACAUGUACACCCAACCAUCCAUACCUCAAGGACUGAGGCGUCGUUGAAUGCAAAUCGCAUAGUUGACAUCUCGGAUGCUUUUCAUUGUUUAGCAAAUCACCUUUUCCUCUCGUAUGUAUCAGCCAGUAAUGUGCAUAUUUUGAUUUAGAUAGAGCCAUUAAUUUUUUUUCUUAACCCGAGCUAGUUUGUGUCACUGUCUCCUCAACCUAGAAUUUAAGCUUAGGAAAAUUUUGUUCGUAUGCUAUAAAGAGAUGGUUACACUUUUUGUCAUUUGUAACCAUUUUUUAUUCGUAGAUUACCCAGUCUAAAGAGCAGACAAUACGAUCAAAGGACUGAAUAUAUUAUUUGAUGGUAUUACACAAUAUUCAAAUUAUGUUCAGUUUAUAUUAGUCAA